Messenger RNA from Branchiostoma floridae (Florida lancelet), 8037 nucleotides. RefSeq lists its product as uncharacterized. NCBI's taxonomy places the organism in Eukaryota, Metazoa, Chordata, Leptocardii, Amphioxiformes, Branchiostomatidae. Bases 580 to 5913 code for a protein of 1777 amino acids. The record is from RefSeq and is a predicted model, not a curated record. The transcript is spliced from 3 exons.
UUCCAGUCGCCAUCUUGCCUUGGCGGGAAACUUUGUAGAACUCAGAAUGUGCCGGUUCGGCGAUCUGUUCUACUCUAUAUGGAAAAACUGUCGAAUGUUGGGAUAAUUUAUCGUUGUCAGCAACAGAAGACGUAGUCAGACUUGUUACAAGACUAGUUGUCAUCACUGGCAGUCCGCGGAAUCAGUAUGCAGAGAAGAUGAUGUCUGGUUGAUGGGAGUACCUGCUUGACAAGAAGGGUGUACUGUUUCCUGCCCAGACUAUUGUUUCUGUGCCAGUACAGUGGUGUGUACGUUUUCCAACUACGAAGGCAGCUGGAAGACAAAGUUACAGUCUUCGCUCACCUUGGCGUAUCAAACCAAACUGUACAGCAAUACAACUUUCAUGGACAUAUGUAAAUACAUUGUAUUAGAAUAUUGGUUUGACAACCAACUAUAGAAUCUCCAAUAACUAUAUUUUGUGUUGGUUUGUAAAGAAUGUGAGUAAGCUGUAUGGGUAUUUGUGGAUAAGUUAUUUGGUAGUAGCACCAUCUUUUGAUGGAAAUAAUGUGAUAUUGAUAACCUUGGUAGGUUGAAAUAAGCAUGGCAGAGACACUGUUAGAAGGAGAAUCUCAGAGUGAGAAUGUGGCUGUAAGUGUGGGCCUGACACCUACAAAACAGCAGACACGUGACAAUGCUGCUGACAUUGGUAGCUCAGUGGUGUUACAACAAAGUCCGAAAGAUGCCGAGGAAGUAGUUGACUUGUUAUUAAGAGAACUGAUUCCUGAGAAAGACUGGGAUGCAGUAAGCAAUGCAGAUCCCAACCCCAGUGUUUUAGCUGGAGAAGAAUUAGCAAAAGCUGACAUAUUGGAAAAUGGCAUUUCUAGCCAUGAUAGAAACCAUGCAACAGCUGAAGGAACAGGCCCAGUGAAGCCCACCAGUGAGAAAGAUGUCCUCUCAACUCAGCAAUGCGAAGAAGGGAACAGUGAUGUAUCAUCCAUUCUCAAAGACUUAGAUCAGUGUCUUGGAGAUCCAAGUUCAGCAGGACCCUCAGUUGUAGGUACUUAUGUCACAGAAGAUGAUGAUGUGGACAGUGUCAGUGUGAUGUCAAAAAUUACAGCUUACCUGUCUGGGGAUGAUGGUCAGCACUUCUCUAUCCAUGAAGAGUUGCAACAGGACAAGGGCCCUAUGGAGAGUCUUGAUACUGAUGGUGUUGAGAAGACCCCAAAUGGUAUCCAUGAGGACUUUGAUGGUACCAACAUGCUUGUUGAUGAUGAACUAAGGGAAGCGGAAGAUGCUCCAGAAGUGUGUGCUUCAGUGGAUCAAGAGUGUGAUGUUGUGACAAGAUGUUGCAAUGAAGCUAAAGGUACUCGUCAAGUGGCCGUUGUGAAGACAAAACAAUGUUUAGGAGUAGAGGAUACAGCUAUUCAAACAACUGGCGAUGCAGAUGAUAUUGGAAUUGGGUCAGAAGAAAAUCACACAAAGUGUUCCUUGUCCAAAGAUGACAUCUCAAAGAACAGGCAGUCAUCUCAUAUGGGGAAAGACCAUGUCAUGGCAGUGUCAAGCAAACCUAAAGACUGUAGCUAUGUUAGUGAUAAUGUGAUAAUUGAUCUGUGUGUAACGCCUGAAGAAGAAGUAGAUUUAGUUGACCUGGAUGCCAAAAAUGUGUUGGAAAGUUCAGAAGAUGACCCCAUGGAUACUGAUCCACAGUUUAAAGUCAUUGAUGUUUGGCCAAAUCCUGCAGAUAGCUGUGGGACUCCUCCAAAGUCUUUAGCUAGUAGCCCAAUUAUAAGAAAGACAUGUUCCUCUAAUCUAGACAUAAGUGAACUGUGUGACAACAGAAAGACGAUACAUACAAGCAAUCAGUCAAGCGAAUCAAAAAGAUAUGUAAUUUCUGCUACUGCUGGUCUUUGUGCAUCUGUAGAAGAUAAGAAUGAAAGAAGAAAGGUUGGAGCAAUAGGAAGGAAAGCUGUCCCUACUGACAACGGAAAUGUGAGUGGAUCCUUGAACAGCUCUAAAGAAGUAUCACUUAAAACUCCUCAAGCAGAACAGGCCUCUGAUGUUACUGGCAAGCCUCAGGCAUCUCAAGACAAGCAAAGAAAUCAGAUGUCUGUUGUAUGCACAUCUCGAAGCACCAAAGACUGUGGUUCUGAGAACAGUGACUGGAGUGUACAACAAAGCUCCAGUGCAUUCCUCAGCAGCAAAGGUUCGAAAAAUAAGACAAAGAAUACCAGACCAUCGAGCAGUGUAGAUUAUGAUGCUGAGAUCUUGCAGCAGAAAAAGAAAGCGAAAAGGAAUCCCAGUCCAGAAAUUACUGUCAAAUCAGACUCAAAAAGAGAAAAAACAAAAAUAAAGCCCAUUGUCUGGGAUCGCUCUCCAGUUCACAGCAGUAAAACCAAGAAUGCGGUUGUACUUCCACCACAGAAAAAAGUUGUUUUAAAUUCAGAAGGAAAACAGGGUUUUGUAGCCCCAACCGCCAAAAAAGAAAUGGUACACAAGGCAAAAAUGUCUGAGCCACAGAAAAAAACAGCAAUUAAGAAGAUUGUCUGGGAUAGAUCGCCUGCUCGGCAAAAGGACACCAGUAAAAAAUCUCCUAUGAAAGAUGGAGAUCUGGAAAUCUGCAUCUCAAACAAGGUUGAGGCCGCCAAGGAAGAUGUCAGACUUGUCUAUGAUCCUCAAAAGCCAUUAUCACCAGAUUCCAAGAAUAAGCUGCUGGAGCAUCUACUGAUGGUGGAAGAGAGCCAAGAAGUGGAGGCAGAGGAGAUGCAACCAAGUAAUCUUAAAGUGACUGUUUCAAAGUUGGACACCAAGGUCACACUGUCAGACACAAUGGCAGAAUCUGAUUCUCCUGUUCCAUGUAAAAAGAUUGCUUUAGAUGGAGGAAAAGGCAGCAGUACAGUCAAAUCUGUUGUAGUUAAGAGCAAAGAGAAGACAAAGUCUGUUGCAGCCAAAAGUUGCAGUACAACUGUGCAGAAGUCUUCUAAGAACAGGAAACAUAAAACAACAGAUCAUGGCCAAGAAGAAAAGGAAAGACUGGUGGUGCUCAAAGGUCAGCCCAAAUCUAUAGUACAUGCAACUGCUCUGGCACACAACAGCAAGGGAAAAACACAAAAUGUUGUCAAAGAUAAGGAAAAAUCGACCAGUGUCAAAGAGGCACAUUCUUCUGAUGCCACUAAGAGGAAGACGAGGUCAAAACGAAGAAAGAAAUCAAGUGAUAGUAAUGGUUCAAAUGAUGGACAGGGCAGCAGCAGGAAAAAAGUCAACGUAUCAAAUGACAUUGAAGAUGAGUUGUCAAGCCUCCUGGAAGUAGCUCCUAUAGAGGUAAAGGUUCCCCGCCCAAAGCUGUCAGAGAAACUGCAGCAAGAAGAAAAGCCACCAACAAAACCAAAAGAAACAUGUAUUCUAAAGGACCCUGUUGAUGCUGAAGGAGUCUCAGAGAUGUUGGAGACAGGGCCAGGCACUGAAGUAAAUGACUUGUCGGAAAAGUUGAGCAAGUCCAGGGCCAAAAGGCAGCAAGAGCAGAAGACUUCAGAUGAAGUACAACAGGUACAUUUUCUUGCCUCAGAUACAUGUAAAGAGGACUUGUCCCAACAUGAUAUGGAAGACAUCACUGAUGAGCAGCCAUUGGACGAAAUGGAACAAGCAGAAGAAAUUAGGAUUACACGUCAAGUUGUGAUAACAGAUGAUCAUAUCAGUAACAUCGCAGCACCUGAGCCUUCAAUCAUGGAAGAGGGCUUGGAUACUCUAGAUCUGAAUUUUGGCAUAGAUGGUACAGAACUACAGGUCACUUUGCCUGGGGAAAGUUCUGAUCUGAAGACAACCUUCCAAAGUAUGCUUGAAGCAGAGGACUUCUACAACAAGAAUGCUGAAGCAUUGCACUUAAGAAAUCCCAUGGAAGAAAUCAUUGCACAAGAACGACUUAUGUAUAAUGACACAGAAACUAGUGCAAAAUCAAUAUCAGCUGCACUGGAAGGUGAGGACCAUGGUAGUGACAACAUGUCUGGUUAUGAGACUCUGGAUGAGAUUGUCGACUCAGAUAAUGAAGUUCCAGUCAGUGGUAGUGACUCACAGACCAGGCAGGCAUCUAAGGUAUCAAGCCCCUGCGUGAAAGCUUCAUUCAUCAUAUUACCAUGUCAAAAUCAGUCACCACCAGUAUUGAAGACGACUGAGUCUUUAAGUUCAGAUAUUUCUGUGUUUGUGAAUCACAGCAAACCAGACAGUCCUGAAGACAGGAAGGAGUGUGAGAGUGCUGUUGUGAAGGGAGCAGCUUUACCAAGUCUUACCUUUACUACAGAUACUAUUUGCAACAAAGCUGCAAAGGUUGGUUCAGAAUUCACAUUGCCCGAACAUGCUGGAGUUGCCCAGGAGGAAUCAGAAAGAGUGCCUUCAAGAAUUGGUUUGCAGGUGAUUGAGAGUAAGGAUGCUAGUAAAGGAACAGAUCCAAAUGAUCUGUCACUAUCAGCUCCUAGCACUAAUGUCCUGUGUGACAAGCCAGUAGAAUCAGUCUGUGAGGACCAAUCAAAGGAUGACUUCAGCCAUGAACUGAGACAACUAUUAGAGAAAGCAUUGGUUGAGGCACUCAUCCACAGUGAUAAAGAAAGUGCUGGGAGUAAUGAUGCUGCAGCAUUGAAAGACUCUUCCACUAAAACAAGUCAAAACCAGAUCCCUACUUUAGGAAAAGAAGAGGAACCAAGCAUGGAGGAUAGUGAACAAAAGAGUGGUGCUACCAGUGCAGCUGUAAGAGAUCUAAGCCAAAUGUCUUCAUCUGGAGAGAAGGCUGCACCUUGUGAGCACAAAUCUGAGAAUACUGGUUCAGGGGUGAGCGUUUCCAAUCAUUCUGUUUUUGAUGACAGUUGUAAUGAUGCAGUUAAGUGUGAUGGCGUCGUCAAAUUACCUCCAGUUGGUGAUGAUAAGACAGGUCAGGCAGAUACAUCUGUAGGCAUCCAGGCUACCACAGAAAUUAGUCCUGCAGUUGUCUUGGAAGUUUGCAUUGGAGGACAGGGUCAAGACGCAAUGUCUAUCAAGCCAACAGAAGACAAAGAUACUGAAAUCUCCUCCAUUGUAAAGAAAGAAAAGGAAGCACCUGAGGAGAAACCAGAGGAAGACCAAAACCCCUUAAAAGAGCCCCUUAAGAGUAGCAUAGUCAAGUCUGAUUUUCCAGCUGCAGACAUUCGUGUUGUACAAGACAGCUGUAAGAAGGAGCCUCCAGCUGAAAAUACCAGCUUUAAAAUUGGUGGUCAAGUUGACAACAAGCCUAGCUGCAGCACAGAUACUACGACAGUGUUCACCAGACUUGAGAACUCUCCUCAGAAGAAGUCUGAAUCUGGAGUCUUUAAUAGACUUGGUGGGUACAGCACCAAACUGAAGGGUAAGAAGUCACGCGCCGAGUGCUGCACCAAACCACGCUUCCACCCAUACCAAGGAAAGACUCCUACAGAAAGCCAAGGGCAAGGAGAGGAGAAUGAUGUCCAUCUGUGUAAGGAAUCCGUAGAGGAGCUCAACCAGAUGGUCGCUAAGGAAGACAAGGCGACAGGAUCUCGGGGGCGUAAAAAGUUCAAGAAGCCACGACCACCACGGCGCGGUCGCAGCAAGCUGUACAGCAAGCUGCAGGACAGACUUCAGCAGGAGGGCCGGGAUAUCAGAGAGACUUACUACCUUGAUGACUUCAGCGAGAAUCCAUAUGAUGAGGGCCGAUUUACUCACAAAGGGUCAGAUCCAGUGUACUAUCUUGAAGAGAUGCCUUGCGUUCGGAACGAUGACCCAUCUGAUAUGACAUCAAAGACGUAUCGCUUCAAGGCCACAAUCAAGGUUAAGUUCCCAAAAAGGGACAAAGACUUCCACUGUUACCCAGCUACACAGCUGCCCAGGUUCAAGAACAUCCCAGAUCAAUUCCCUCGGCAUCAAAUAAACAAAGAGAAAACGAACAAUCGCCAUUAAAUACUCGGCUACAAACCAGGUCAAACAGGUCACUUAUCUUCCUCCUUCUGUCAGGUUAUGUAUUAUUUCAUGUAGUGAAAGCCAUGCUUGUUUCUUCCACCAGGGUAUUGAUGCAAGUAUGAAGCAUCUUAAGAGAAAACGUUUAUACAAAAGAUAUAGAAGCAUCCAACUUAAAUUAUACAUUUUAGAACUGAAAAGAUGACAAUUUUUAGUCAUUGGAUGCCAUUACAAAGAGCUAGUGAUACUGUCGAUAAACAUGGGGAAAAUCUUGUCAACCUGUUUCCCUGAAAAUAGAAGCAUUUCCAUUUAGCAUCUAUUGAAUGAUAUCAUACUGUGUCAGAUUAAAAAAAAAACGUUACUGUAGUUUUGACAUCAAGUACUGACACCCCUUUACUCGUAUCUUAGAAGGAAUUAGAAAUGAAUGCAUUGCCUCUGAAAGUAAUUUUUUGUUUGUACUAUAUGAUAGUGUUGAAACCUAUAUGAUUGAAUAUGUUAAGUAUUUGUUACACAUUGUGAAAUAUUUGUAUAUCUGUAGUAGAAGUUACAGCAGUAACUAAACUGGCAUCUUUCAAGUUGAAGACUUCUAGUGCAGAAAAUUCACUUCCUUUUUAGAAGUGUUCUUUGAGAAGUCAAGAAAAGGACGUUUUCUCUUUUGUUAUUAUUUUGACGAAUAGUUAAGAUUAGUACAGAGAAGGGUACUCAGGCCUUUAAACACCUUUUACCUGCAAUAUUGCAAGCUGGCAAAAUUUAUCUACAAUUCAGAAAAUCUUUCUGUAACUAUUGGUACUCAAGCCUCUAGUCCUUUCUACAAUAUAACUUAUCAAACUUGCCUAACUUGUAUAAUUUAUUUGAAUGGUACCAAGAUGAUUUUUUUCCAGCCUGCAAGUUGUUUUUUCCAAGUUUGUAUUUCGAGCCCUGGUAUUUGUAUUAUAAGUUGUUCAGGUGUUCACCAUAUACAUAUAGUACACUUAUGUUGCAUUUGUUUGAACUACUUGCCAACAACCAAUGCCACUGUUUACAUUGAUUGUUUUCUCCGUACAGUCUGAUAUCUUUGUCCUUAGCAGGGUACGGUAACAAUGGUGCCAAGAAAUGCUAUGCAGAUGGGUGUAAAAGUUGAUUACUAUGAUCAGGAAAUUUUUCAUUCUAAAGUUAAAACUGGCAGAUAACAAUAUAUUGUGUUAGCUCACUAACGUACAAUAAAUGCAACUUAGUCCAUAAAUUUGUAUGCAUACAAACAACAUUGUUCACUAUAAUCAACACCUUAAAGAGAUACAACCUUGUAAUUGUUGUACGAUUUUGUCUCAGUUAUUAUUUUUCCCAGUGACAUUUGAUUUGGGAUGUCAUUAUAGUAGGAUGCAAGAGUUUUACCUUUUGAAAGAACCAAACCCCAAAUCAAUAUAAACAUAGACGCCUUACAUUAAACUCAGUUGGUAUAGCCAUGUACUCAGUAGUGGAUUCAAAGUCACUGAAAGGAUUUUUAGAUAUUUGAGAUUAUUUUGAAUAAAAGAAUAUUCAAGUUCUAAAUGUAUAAACAAUUACAAAGUUUGGACAGGUUUGAAUUUAUCUUUAGUUUGGAAAUAAAUAUAAACGAUUUAUUAAAUGUUUAGAUACGUGUUAUGUUUCUGGCAUGUUGGGAAAUGGUAGAAAAUAUUAUUGCAGACUGCAAAAUAUACCCAUGCGGUAAUGUGAAAUUGACUAUACAUAUACACUACUUCUUGAACUUGAAUCAUACUGUAACAUUAGGAUGAGGGGGAAAAUGUAACAAAAAUUAUUAUGUACCUCAAGAUCCCUUCAUAGCUCAUAAUGUUGUAACUAGUGUUAGCUUGUAUGUUUUGUUGGUUGUGAUGCAAAAUGUAUUGAUUUAACAUUAUUUUUUUACUUAAUUUCUAAUGUGUCAGCUCUUUACCAAACAGGCCUUAUACACUCCAGUCCAUGGUCAUGACUUCACACUACAGGAAAAUGUAACAAAUUGUGUAUCAACAUGACAGCUAUCAAAAUGUUACAUUUGUGAUACUGUGAUCCAGUUUGAAUAAUGAAGAAAGAAUGGAUCAUCUGUGAAGUAUCUUUAAUAUCUUUGUUACCUUAUGAUAAGAAGUUUUCAAAAUAAAGAUUAUCAAAAUGAAA